Molecule: messenger RNA, 1108 nt
Organism: Leptosomus discolor (cuckoo roller)
Lineage: Eukaryota; Metazoa; Chordata; Aves; Leptosomiformes; Leptosomidae
Source: RefSeq, a predicted model, not a curated record
GUGGAGGCGGGAGGUGCGGAUCAGGAAGGGGAACCACCGGUGGCAGGGUGAGACCUGGUACUACGGGCCCUGCGGGAAGAGGAUGAAGCAGUUCCCGGAGGUGAUCAAGUACCUGAGCAGGAACGUGGUGCAGGACGUCCGGCGCGAGCACUUCAGCUUCAGCCCCCGCAUGCCGGUGGGAGACUUCUAUGAGGAGCGGGACACGCCGGAGGGUCUGCAGUGGGUGAAGCUGAGCCCCGAGGAGAUCCCCUCGCGCAUCCAGGCCAUCACGGGCAAGCGCGGGCGACCCCGCAAUGCCGAGAAGGCCAAGCCCAAGGAGCCGCCGGCUGCGAAACGCGGCCGGGGCCGCCCUCCCAAGGGUCUGCAGUGGGUGAAGCUGAGCCCCGAGGAGAUCCCCUCGCGCAUCCAGGCCAUCACGGGCAAGCGCGGGCGACCCCGCAAUGCCGAGAAGGCCAAGCCCAAGGAGCCGCCGGCUGCGAAACGCGGCCGGGGCCGCCCUCCCAAGGUCAAGAUGGUCGACUUGCUGAGCAAGACGGACGCGCGGCUGCUGAAGAGGCUGGAAGCCCAAGAGGUGCUCAGUGACGAGGACAAGCUGAAAAUGAGCAAAAUCAAGAAGAAAAUGAGGCGGAAGGCCAAGAACAAGCAGAAGCAGGAAGCCAAAGCCCCCAGAGUGAAGGAGACCAAGAAGAAGUCCAAGGCCAAGGAGAAGAAGAGCAAACCGGAGAAGGGCAAGGAGAAAGCGCGGCCCAAAGAGAAGAAGGGCAAAGGGGCUCGCAAGGCGGACAAGGGCUUGCUGGCCCAGCGGCGCCUGGAGGAGCGGCGGCGGCAGCAGCUCAUCCUGGAGGAGAUGAAGAAGCCCACGGAGGACAUGUGCCUGGGGGACCACCAGCCUGCGCUCUACGACCCCGGGCUGCCGCCCUACUGCCAGUCCCUGAAGAUCCUGGGGGAAAAGGUGUCGGAGAUCAGCCUGAACCGCGACACCGUCUCCGAGAUCCUGCGCUGCUUCCUGACGGCGUACGGGGCAGGCGAGGACCUGUGCGACGGGCUGCGGACCAAGCCCUUCCAGGCGCUGCCCCCGGAGAAGAAAGCCGCCAUCCUGGCCUUCCUG